Messenger RNA from Zingiber officinale, 2438 nucleotides. RefSeq names its product G-type lectin S-receptor-like serine/threonine-protein kinase At4g27290. The transcript is spliced from 7 exons. NCBI's taxonomy places the organism in Eukaryota, Viridiplantae, Streptophyta, Magnoliopsida, Zingiberales, Zingiberaceae. Gene Ontology annotation, biological process: protein phosphorylation; recognition of pollen. The record is from RefSeq and is a predicted model, not a curated record. The coding region runs from base 78 to 2099 and encodes 673 amino acids. Gene Ontology annotation, molecular function: protein kinase activity; ATP binding.
GCUUGCAGCAACUCGGCGCAAAGAACACAACAAUAAAUUGCAGCAGGCGCAAGCGCAACGCAAAUCCUUAAACUUCCAUGGCGCGGAUGCAGUUCUUUCUUCUAUUCCUGGAAAUAGUACUAGCAGCGACAUCCUUUCUACUUGGCCAAUCCUCUUCGUCUAGAGACAUAAUGAUGGGGAAUAGCUCACUUAUCGAUGGCCAGACAUUGAUCUCGUCGGGGAGCGCGUUCCAACUCGGUUUCUUCAGUCCAGUUAACGAUUCUGCGACUUCAUACAUAGGAAUUUGGUACUACAAUCUCCCACCAAGAGAAAGCAAAGUAGUAGUAUGGGUCGCCAAUAGGAACAGGUCUGUCAACACAUCCAUGGCAUCCUUGAACUUGACUUCAGACGGAAAUCUAAUCUUAUUUGAGAAAGGAACAGAGGUUUGGUCCACAGGAACAUCGGCAGAACUCAAUUCUGCACUCUUGCAGCUUUUAGACUUAGGAAACCUCGUGCUCACUGCCGGCAACUCUAGCAGAACUCUAUGGCAGAGUUUCGACCAUGGGUGUGACACUCUUCUCCCUGGUAUGAAACUGGGAUUCGACAUCAGGACCAACACUUCGUGGCAGCUCAUGCCAUGGACGAGUGCCACGGACCCUUCUCCGGGGAAGUACGUUGCCAAAAUUGAGACAUAUAAAGUUCCGGAUUUUUAUACGGUGAGUGUGAAUGGAUCCCUCAAACUCUUCCGCACUGGGCCAUGGAACGGGCAAUGGUUCUCCGGCCUUCCACAAAUGGGGAACAACAUUUUGGUGAGGGACGUAAACUUCACAUACGUGUCCAACCAGAAUGAGACCUACUACAUCAAUGAAUAUCAGACUCGAUCGCCCCAGCUAAACCGGUUGGUAGUGGACGCCAACGUAACCUACCAGAGUUGGAGUUUUGUUAAGGGAGAGUGGAGAGUUUUCUUGUCGUUUCCGAGCGAUGACUGCGAUUACUACAACCAUUGUGGCCGCAACAGCGUUUGCACCAAGGGUUACUACUCAACCUCCUGUCGUUGCUUGGAAGGUUUUGUAGAGAACAAAAGCAUCGUCGGAUGCACGAGGAAGGAGCCCUUGCUUUGCUCGUCAAACCAGUUUUCGAAGGAGCCGAACGUUAAGGUGCCCGACACCGUGAACGCAACCUCAGGAGGCAACAUUAGUCUGAAUGCGUGCAAGAAAUUGUGCUUGAAUGAUUGCUCCUGCAUUGCGUAUUUGGUGAUCAAUGGGCCUUAUGGCUGCAUAACUUGGCGCGGCGAAUUGUUGGAUCUCAGGAGUUUUACUGACGGAGGAGACGAUUUGUACAUUCGGCUUCCAGAAUCAUCGACGUCAAAUUGGAAGGAGCUCGUUUGGGCGAUAGUAGUCAUUCCGGUGUUGCUGGGAAUUCUUCUGCUGUUUUGUGCAGGCGUACUCGUUCGGUGGAGGAGAAACAGAGCAUCAACCAGCAGAUUGCAAUUGCAGUUUCCAAGGGUGCAGAAAGAUUCUAUCAGCACAUUGGAUGUACUUCCUUCAUAUGAUCUGCGUACUAUAAAAGCUGCAACAAAUGAUUUCUCUGAAGGAAACAAACUUGGAGAAGGGGGAUUUGGCAUUGUUUAUAAGGGUCAAUUGGAAGAUGAACAGAAGAUUGCUGUCAAAAAAUUAUCAAGAUACUCCUCCCAAGGCCCCGAUGAGUUCCAGAAUGAACUCUCAUUGAUAGCCAAGUUACAACAUAGAAACCUUGUUCGUCUUCUAGGCUGUUGCAUUGAAGGAGAUGAGCGACUUCUCAUACUUGAAUACAUGGAAAAUAAAAGCCUUGAUGCAUUCAUUUAUGAUAAAACUAAAAGUUCAUUAUUAAAUUGGCAAAAACGCUUCAAUAUUAUAAUUGGGAUCGCUCGAGGACUUCUAUACUUACAUCAAGACUCCAGAUUAAGAGUCAUUCAUCGUGAUCUUAAGCCAAGUAAUAUUCUCCUUGACAAGGAUAUGAAUCCAAAGAUUUCAGAUUUUGGCAUUGCAAGGAUAUUUGAAGGAGACAAUGCUCUUGAGGAUGCAACAACUAGGCCAGUUGGAACAUUGCAUAUAAACUUUGGAAAGAAGGAAGGUCUUUAGAGAUUCUUGAUGAUACACUAAAUGAAUCAUAUACAACGGAAGAAGUUCUACGUUGUAUCCAAAUAAGUCUUUUAUGUAUCCAAGAUAACAGUGAAGAUAGGCCAACAAUGACAGAAGUGAUGACAAUGUUGGCAAGCGAGGACCAGUUCCUCAACCCGCUUAAUCAACCUACAACAACAACAACUAAUAGCGAAGGAGGUUUCACUACCAAUGAAAUGAGCUUCACACUUAGGUCGAUGAAAUAUGUAUUAAAUUUUUAUCUGAUCAAUAUUCAUCAUAUCAAAGUCCUUUUAUUACUUAUGUAAAGUUUACCAUAAAGCAGUACUUCAAUAUUCUUCA